Molecule: messenger RNA, 1443 nt
Organism: Cajanus cajan (pigeon pea)
Lineage: Eukaryota; Viridiplantae; Streptophyta; Magnoliopsida; Fabales; Fabaceae
Source: RefSeq, a predicted model, not a curated record
AUGGUAAAGACAAGGAAUACUAAUUUCGAAGGGCACCAGUCCGAAGAGGAGCAGCAGUCCGGGGCCGAGACGGUUGAGGAGACAAACUUGACCGAUAUGGUACGCCAGAUGAAGGAAGAAAUGAUCGCCAUGAAACAGCAGCGAGAGAGAGAUGCCGCUGAGAUGGCCGCAUUGAGAGAAGAGAAUGCUGCUCUGAAAAACCAGUACCGAGAUCCCACACGGAAACCAUCUGAGACGACCCACACUCAGGGGUCGUUCCACUCGCUCGGCCAUCACACCUCUAUCCCCCACACCUCUGUUGCUGCCCCAGCGGCCCAUGCUUCGGGCAGCCGACCGACACAACCAUUGCCAGCCGGAGCACAUCGGCAUCCCUUUACCUCAAGUGUUAUGCAUACGACACUCCUUGACCAUUGGAAGUCAUUACCACUCGAUAAGUAUGAUGGUUCAACCGACCCUGGCGAGCAUGUCGACAUCUUCUUGACUCAGGUCACUCUCAGCACUACUGAUGAUGCUGCAUUAUGCCGAAUCUUCCCAACUUCGUUGAAGGGUCGGGCAUUGAGCUGGUUCACACGACUUCCGGCCAACUCAGUCGACUCCUUCAAUACAUUGGCAUCUCAAUUCACCAUUCAGUUCGCCACCAGCAGACCUCAUCAGCUGACCUCGCUCUCGUUGGUAAGCAUAAGACAAGAAAAGAAGGAAUCCCUUCGGACCUUCAUGAGCCGAUUCAAUAAAGCGGCUUUGGAGAUUCGAGACCUCAACCCUGCUGUAGCUCUGCACCACCUUACCACCGCCUUGAAACCGGGACCUUUCGCCAACAACAUCUGUAAGAAACCCCCAACUGAUAUGGAUGAUUUGCGUCGGCGCGCCGACAAAUACAUGCAAAUGGAGGAAUUAGCUGAGUUCCGUAAUCAAGCAAGGGCAGAGAUAGCCUCCAAAGCCGACAAACCAGCCGAGAACAACUAUCGGAGCCGUCCCAAAGAAACCGCUUCCCGCAAAAAACCCACACGAGGACCGAGGUAUUCUCAUUACACCCCAUUGAACGACAGACGAUCUGCUGUCUUAGAUCAGGCACUCGCUUCAGAGGUCUUGGCGGUGCCAAAACGAGCAUCAACCCCUCCACGCGCCGACACAACCAAGUCCUGCAAAUAUCACCGAAACCGAGGUCACUCAACUGAGGGGUGUGCGGCUCUUAAAGAUAAAAUCGAGGAGUUAAUCGAGCAAGGGCAGCUUCAACGUUUGGUCGAUCGGCCCCGCUCUCCCAGACGCGAUGAUCACCAGCAUCGUGGGGAACAACAUGGCCGAGAGAGAUCUGUUAGGCAUCCUCACAGGGAACGAAGCCGGUCGAGAGACCGAAGAGAAGUCGAGCCCACAACUCAACCCCGAAGGGCCAUCAAUACUAUUGCCGGUGGAUUCGCGGGCGGAGGAUCCACCUCCUCAGCAUAG